AUGCCUACCUUCACGCGGAGACAAGACGCCCCCGUAUCUUUAUUGUCUCCCCCUCCCUCCUCAUCCAUAGUGCCCCCACCGACGACGGGCCUCUCGACAAGCGCUAUAGCCGGCAUCGCCGUCGGCGGCGCGGUGGUGCUGUUCGCGGGCCUCUCGCUCCUGCUCGUCCACCUAGCGCGGCGGCACGACCGGCGGCGAGCCGAUUUUGCCUGUCCGGACGUGUCUGUCGAGUGCGGUACCGAGGCGGCGGCCCCGACGCCGCGGCGGUUGCGCAAGAAGAGCGUCACCGGAGACCAGGUGGCCGCCGUCACCACCGUCGCGGUCAACAAUCACAGCGACGACAACGUCGGGCGCGAGGAGAGCGAGAGCCGCCGCUCGAGCCAGCACACCACGUCACCAGCGAAGGCAUAUUCGCGGUCGGGGAGCGUGUCGAUCGGGGGCUCGACGGUGACGGCGACAACGGGCACGACCGCUAGGUCCAGCGCCGGGCCGGGCUGUCGCAGUGGCAGCGCGGAUGCUGCCACGCAGAGACGCAAGCAAAGGUCUCCGGAGAAGCAGAAGGGAUAUGGCGUAUACGAGCACAGACGUACGUCCUCGUGGAUCGACGAGGACGCCCUGCACGGCCCGACGGUCGUCUCCGCGAAGAAUGUGAAGCCUAAAACAGCGCAGAAGCCAGGCUGGCUCGACGGUGGCCUGAGCCGCUCCCUGAGCCGUCUCUCCAUGAUGAGUAACACGACGGAGCGCAUGGGAAGCCCGACCUUGCCCUAUACCGAGACCGGAUCCGGGCAACAGAACGUCACGCCGACCGGAAGCCCUAAUAAGCAGUUGACGACGCCAGUAUCAAGCACUCAGGCAAACAAAUACCCUGUCGUACACUUGAAUCAGCCGCAGAAGCAACCCGUAUAUAUCAGUCCUCGAAAGCAAUACGCUCCCAUCAUCCUACCUAGCCCUGGGAAUGCUUCUGCAAGCCUCGUGAGGUCUAAUUCAAACGGCGUGCAAAGUCCACGGCGCAGAAACAGCGUCGCGCUCAACGCUGCACAGCAACUGGCGGGCGGGGCGCGUCUACCCGGACCCAUCACUAUCCCACACACGCAGGUCCCGAAGCCGCCGAGGUUCAGGCAAAGCGCCACGGACACCGAGCUUACGGAGAUUCUCCGCAUGACUGCUGAGCGGCUCGAGGACGGGAGCCGCAGCGAGAGGCGACAGACUCUGAUGCUCCCGUACUCCCCUCGGAAGCCGAUGUACGAGAGCAGCCGGGUUGAUCACAACAGGAGCUACAUGCACCGCAACUGGUCCUCCGACGGCGGGGACGUCAGUCCGACCAAAAGCCACAAGAGCGCCCCGGCGGCUCUGAUGGCUCCGGACUUCGAAAGGGAUCGCCGACAGGCGCAAUUGACCCUGCCGCCGAUUCAGACCCCGAGGCAUUCACGACAGCUGUCCCGCCUAUCGCAAGCAUCGCAGGCAUCGACGUUUUCGGAUUCGGAUAGUCUCAUCCCUUCUAAACGGGAUUCGCAGGUAGAAUUGCCAACGGCGCUGUCCAGUCCCAGUCGCGUGGUGAAGACGUCAGAUGCGGCGCCGGACGGGACUACCCCCAGACCUCAAGCAGCGGGCCAGCAACAGCCACGCCCGUUUUCGUACGCCAGCUCCAUGUCCUCUGCCUUGUCGACGUUAUACAGCAUGGAGGAGUCCUCGGUCCGCAGCCCGCCGACCACUGAGCCGAAAUCAGACGACGGUGCUCCCCCAGAUGGAGGGGGACGGGGUCGAGGGAACACUCUCUCAGCCUUUGAUAUGUUUAACGAGAAUGCGGCUCUAGACGCUCUAGAAGAGCGGGGCAGCCCCAAAUUCGCAUUCGACGACGGAGAGCGCCCCCAGCCACUGCGGAUCCGAAGGGGAACCCUGGGGAACCCGUCGCUAUCAGAGGUCGCGUCCACCAUCCCCCGGCCUUUCUCGCAAGCAACAAAACCUGCAAUUCUGCCUAAGAGCAGACUGUCCUUUGCGACCAGUGCUGCAGAUAAUCAAGACCCAUUCACCGUGGCGACAUCAGAAACACCAGAGGGCCCCGCUCGUUUAUCGAAGGUUUUCUCUCCAUUGCCAGCAGACCCGUCUAAAGACGAUGCGGGCCCAAAUGAGGCGCAAGAUAUUGAGAGCACGGCGACACCAACACCAUCGCCCACGAGAAGCACACGGAAGAGAGUCGUGCCUCCGCCUCUCACUCUCCGGGCAGGUGUCGUGUCGCCCAUCCCCAGCGAGACAGACCGGGCAUCGAGCCCAGAAAUGUCGGAAGCCGGGCUCUCAUCCGUCUACGACUGCUACUGCUACAACGACACAUCGAUGGACGAGUCGACCGACGACACCAUGACCACGCGCGUUCUCCCCGAGACCCCGCUCCAGACCUCGCCGGCCAGGCCUGCAGAAGACACGCCGACGCCGCGCCAGGAAUCGCGAGCCGGGGCCCAGCUGCCGGCGAGGUACCGGAGCAACAGCCGGCGCAGCAGCACCGUCAGGUUCAGCGACGACGUGCCGGGGAAGGGCGAGCGCGAGCAGCCCAUCAUCCGCGUGGUGGGCGCGACGCCGCAGAUGCAGGCGCGGCGCAGCGCGCCGUCGGACGAGUCGUUCUACUCGCAGGACCAGGACCCGGCGCUGGACGGGGGGGACAGGGUGGCGCCGCUGCCGACGCCGAAGGCGGCCUCGCUGGCCCGGCGGAGCGGCGGCGGCAGCGGCGGUGGGAGCGUGCGGAUGACGAGCACGGUGGCGGAGCUGCGCCGCAUGAACAGCCAGGUGAGCACGGUGAGCGAGCACAGCGUCGCGAACGCGGCCGAGGUCGGCAGCCCCACGCUGCCCGAGAUGCGCGGCGGCGGCUUCAGCCCCGGCGUGCGCCGCAGCGGCGGCAGGAACUACCUCGCGCUCGGGACCAGCAGCCCGGGGCGCAGCGCCCGCUCGAGCGCCGGCUCCGUCGGUGACGUCGCGGCGCGCGGCAAGGCCCUCAGCCCCCUGCGCAGGGGCGGCGCCGCGAGGCCACGCCGCGGCACGGCCAUGGUGCAGGAGUUCGAGGCGAGGAAGAGAGAGCUCGACGAGGCCCGCGAGGUCAUGCGGGGCUAUGGAAAUAGCCACAGAUCGGUCGGCGCGAGACAGACUGUCCAGAUCCUGACCCACUCCUCCAACAUAAGGCGCGAAGAAGCGGCGGCCAAGAGGGGCAGCGUGCAGAGCUUGUACGAUGAAAAGGGGUUUCUAAAGGGUUAA
Durotheca rogersii is the source of this 3240-nucleotide messenger RNA. RefSeq lists its product as uncharacterized. Bases 1 to 3240 code for a protein of 1079 amino acids. The record is from RefSeq and is a predicted model, not a curated record. The transcript has a single exon. Lineage: Eukaryota; Fungi; Ascomycota; Sordariomycetes; Xylariales; Xylariaceae.